AGUUAUCAAGCUUUCUGCUUGAUGAUUCUCUCUCUCUCCCCCUCUCUCUUAGCAUCUGGGGUAUUUCAGUGUUUCUUCCAAGAUUUGAGGUAAGAAGAUGGAGCAGUGCAAAGAGAGGAAGUUUGUGUGUAAGUUCUGUAGCAAGAGGUUCGCUUGUGGGAAAUCACUAGGAGGUCACAUCAGAACUCACAUGAACAAUGAGAACUCAGUUGAUUCAGACGAAGAUGAACACAACAGGUUCAAAACCGAAGAAAAUGGAGGUCAGUCUAGUUACGGCCUGAGAGAGAAUCCUAAAAAGAACAAGAGGUUCGUGGAUCAGAGAGAGAUGAUGGCUAUGAAGCAUCAGCAGCAGCUUCUUCGUUGCAGAGAAUGUGGUAAAGGUUUCGUUUCUUCCAAAGCUCUCUGUGGUCACAUGGCUUGUCACUCUGAGAGAGAGAAGAUUGUGAUGGAUAGUCAAUCUGAUACUGAGGCUUCCUCGUCUCCUAUCAGGAGAAGAUCCAAGAGAGUUGUGAAACACCACCACAAGGCUGAUGAUGCUUUUGUAGAUGGUCAAUCCGAUUCAGCAUCUUCUGAUGCUUCUGAGAUUGAGCCGGAACAAGAGGAGAUGGCAUUGUCUCUGAUGAUGCUCUCUAGGGAUUCAAGUUUCAAGAAAGGUCAUAACUUGGUGGUGAACUCUCUGGCUGAGUCAUCUGACAACAACUCUGUGAUUCUUGAGACUAAGUCAUCUUCAGGAGAACAGCUAAAGAUGGUCAAUGUGAAGAAUGUUGAGGAGUCUUGUAAGAAGGAAAAACAUGGAGGAGUGGAUAAUAACCAGUUGAGAUAUGGCGAGGAUAAUGGUGAUAUCCUCUAUGAUUCAGAUAACUCUGAUUCUGGCUACUUCAGGAAUGGACCAAAGAAGUUGGACUCAGAUGUUUCUGUUGAUGGAUUGUUCAGGAACACUGGAUUUGAUAACAAGUCUGUGAUGAGAUUUGGAUCAGGAUUAAACAGCUCCACAACAAAACAGGAUAAGAACUUGAACAGAUUCAGGAAGGAAUGGUCAGGGUCAGGAUCAGGAUCAGGUCGUUCUUCUACAAAGUAUGAUCUUAGGAAAAGCAAAAGAGGGUUUCCUUGUUAUGGUCGAAAGAAAAUCAAGUAUGAGUUCACAGAAUCUGUCUAUGACAGUGGUGAGCAUAGCUUGGAAACUGAUUCUUGUGCGGACACAAACAGAACAAUCAAGAUUCAUAGUAAAUCACCAAUGGUGGUUAAGAAACCAAGUGGAGGUUCAAAGAAGAAAAGCAAAGGUCACGAGUGUCCGAUUUGCUUCAGGGUGUUCAAAUCAGGACAAGCUUUAGGUGGUCACAAGAGAUCACAUUUCAUUGGAAAUCAAGAACACAGGACUUUGGUGAUCCAACACCAAGUAGCUCAUGAGAUGCAUACACUCAUUGAUCUCAAUCUUCCUGCUCCUAUUGAUGAAUGAAUCAAUCCGUAGUAUCUAAAAUCCGCGAUUUUGUUCUCAUUUUUUUUUUCUUCUCUGCUUUAUUUUUACUUAUUUUGGCUUCAGAUUCAAGAUUGCU
Eutrema salsugineum is the source of this 1553-nucleotide messenger RNA. RefSeq lists its product as uncharacterized. The transcript is spliced from 2 exons. The record is from RefSeq and is a predicted model, not a curated record. The coding region runs from base 98 to 1456 and encodes 452 amino acids. NCBI's taxonomy places the organism in Eukaryota, Viridiplantae, Streptophyta, Magnoliopsida, Brassicales, Brassicaceae.